This is a messenger RNA of Hyposmocoma kahamanoa, 735 nucleotides long. RefSeq lists its product as uncharacterized. The record is from RefSeq and is a predicted model, not a curated record. Lineage: Eukaryota; Metazoa; Arthropoda; Insecta; Lepidoptera; Cosmopterigidae. The transcript has 6 exons. The coding region runs from base 160 to 735 and encodes 191 amino acids.
ACCUCCGAGUUGCUUUUUCUAAUCGCGUUGUCUUUGUCUUCGUAAUUAUUAUUUCGUUCAGUUAUUCGUGUAUACGCCCUACAACAAUCAAUUGAGGUUAUUAUGGUGUACUAUACUUAAUGUAUUCAGCGCCCCGAAAGGCUUUGACGUUCUUAGGAAAUGAGCUCAAUCCUGCUGCCAAUUAUUGCAGGCUUCAUCACAUUGGCGUUGGUAAUCUUAAAGUGUUGCAAAGAAAGCGACCUUAAACUGCCAGCGCCUGAGGUGAUGAAGCAAUUUGAUGAAUGUUUAGUAAACGAAAAUCAAAGUAAAUGCGAGCCUGAUAAAUGCAUAGCAAAAAAGCUCCAUCUCCUCACUGAAAAAGAUGUAUUGAAUGGCACAGCUGUAGAACUUUUCAUUUUGGAUCGAUAUCCUUAUAACGCGUUGGAAUACAUAUUGACCUGUGUACACAACGACUCGUCAUAUUACGACGACAGUGAAGAUAAGAAUUUGUGCGACAUAAUACGUUUGAAACGCUGUCUGACAGCUCAAACAAUUAUCGGGUGUAGUGUAUAUGAUGCAACAACUUACCCAGACUUGUGUGGAGAUAUCGAAAAAGUCACUUAUCAAUGCACCACGGAGUUCUUACCUAUCUCGUACCGUACCAGAUCUCGCGCUCUCGCGCAAGAUGCUAACCCUACAAAUCAAAUAAAAUUUUCACAUUUCAUAUUAGCUUAUUCUAAUGCUAUGCUGUGGUAG